UGGGGAUUGUACUUGGAAAUUAGAGAGGAGCACUUUACCGUUUCAUCCUGCAGACCUGAAAGCAAACUCUCACCAGCUGCUUGAUUUUGCCUUUUACAAGUGCGGAUCCGUUUGCAGAAAGCACGCUCAUCCAGGGAGUCUGCCAGAAGCUCGUGCGUAAAGACACUUGUUGUCCAAAUUGGUUUUACGCAUCGGAGCAAAAGAGAAUCAACCCCCGUUUUGUGUGCUUAUUUAAGAAAGACUUCAUACAAACACAUCCUGGCAAGAUAAAGUCGUCUUCAGGGGCUCUUCCUCUCGCGAGAGCGCAGAAUCAGCUCCUUCGUUUCACGCGUAAUUUGGCACCAAACAGUUUUUCGUAUGAAUCUCCUCGACCCUUACCUGAAGAUGACGGAGGAACAAGACAAGUGUCUCUCUGAUGCCCCGAGCCCGAGCAUAUCCGAAGACUCCGCGGGCUCCCCUUGCCCAUCUGGGUCGGGCUCCGACACGGAGAACACCCGGCCGUCCGAGAACGGGCUGCUCAGAACGGACGGAACCCUAAGCGACUUCAAGAAGGACGAGGACGAUAAGUUUCCCGCAUGUAUCCGCGAAGCUGUGUCCCAGGUGCUCAAGGGCUACGACUGGACCCUCGUGCCUAUGCCGGUGCGCGUUAACGGAUCUACUAAGAACAAGCCUCACGUGAAGAGACCCAUGAAUGCCUUCAUGGUGUGGGCUCAGGCUGCUCGGAGGAAACUGGCAGAUCAGUACCCACACCUGCAUAACGCGGAGCUCAGCAAAACUCUGGGGAAACUGUGGAGGCUUCUCAAUGAAGGCGAGAAACGGCCGUUUGUGGAAGAAGCUGAGCGGCUCCGGGUGCAGCACAAGAAGGAUCAUCCGGACUACAAAUAUCAGCCCCGGCGGAGGAAGUCGGUGAAGAACGGACAGAGCGAGCCUGAGGACGGCAGCGAGCAGACGCACAAUGCCAUCUUCAAAGCGCUCCAACAGGCGGACUCUCCGGCCUCCAGCAUGGGAGAGGUGCAUUCUCCGAGUGAGCACUCAGGCUCCCAGGGGCCCCCUACCCCUCCCACCACGCCAAAGACUGAUGUCACCUCAGGCAAGAUGGACCUAAAGCGUGAAGGGGGGCUCCGCUCUCUGCCCGAUGGGUCUGGUGGGCGCCAGCUCAACAUCGACUUCCAUGAUGUGGACAUUGGUGAGUUCAGCAGCGAUGUCAUCUCCCACAUUGAAACCUUUGAUGUCAAUGAGUUCGACCAGUACCUCCCACCCAACGGGCACCCAGGCACCACGCCAGUCAGCUACACGGGCAGCUACAGCAUCAGCAGCAGUGCACCCGUCAGUCCACAGCCAGGAGGUGCCACAGCCUGGAUGGCUAAGACUCAGAACCCACAGGGACAGCAGCAACAGCAGCAGACUCUGACCACUCUGGGGAGCAGUGGUGGCUCAGAGGCAGCUUCUGCCCAGCACAGGACCCAGAUCAAGACAGAGCAACUGAGCCCAAGUCACUACAGCGAGCAGCAGGGCUCCCCGCAGCACGUCGCCUACAGCCCCUUCAACCUGCAGCACUACAGCUCCCCCUCCUCCUACCCAGCCAUCUCCAGGGCGCAGCAGUAUGACUACUCCGACCAUCAUGGGGGCAGCAGCACCACCGCCUCCUACUACAGCCAUGCGGGGGCGGGGCAGAGUUCGGGGCUAUACUCGACUUUCAGCUACAUGAGCAGCCCCAGCCAGAGGCCCAUGUACACACCCAUAGCCGACACCACGGGGGUGCCCUCCAUCCCCCAGAACAGCCCGCAGCACUGGGAGCAGGCUCCGGUUUACACCCAGCUCACCAGACCCUGAGUGACCCGGAAGACUGAGAGACAACACACACACAAACAAUGACAUGUACAGCCAUACAUAUGCAACACACACCACACUCCAAAACACUUUACUCCAGGGAGAGGCUGUCCCCUGAAUCAGACACUUGAAUUCAAAGAGGAGAGCUGGACUUGUGAUUGGCUCACGUCGUGCCUUGCUAUUGUACCAUGACAGAAACUCUAUAUAUUUUUAGAAAAAAAGACUUAAGAAAAUCCUCUGUGAGGACUUAUUGUUUGUUGAUAUUUGAGUAGGUAAUGUUUAUGUUUCUUUUUGUUUCUUUUAUUUCAUACGCUGGCAGUUUGUAAUCCAUGAGGGCAUGGGGGUGGGUUUGGGUUCGGGUAAUUAUUUGUGCCUGUAGAUACAAAAUAAAAAAGCUUUAUAUGUUAAUCAGUUCAGCAAAUAACCUCUCAUGGUAGUGCAGCGUCUGUUCCUCUGUUUGAUUUUCUGUGCCAUUCGGCCAAUAUGGUUUGUAUUUACACUGUCAUGCUGUUCAUUUUCUUACUCAAACUAUGUGUCACGAUCAUUGGAAGUUAUUAGGCAAUGCAGAGAGAGAGAGAGAGAGAGCGAGAGUGUGCGACGUGAUUUCACAAUGCUGUGCUGUCUUGACGAGGGACUGCAGCCCACUUCCACCAUCCGUGCCUUGGAUUUUACAUUUUGUGUGUGUAUGUGUGCGUGUGUGUGUGCGCAAUGGCCACAGCUGAGAUUACUUUUACCGUCCAACAGCAUGUGUUUGACAGCUACAGGAAGUCACCUUUGACCCCUUGGGUGUCUCCCCUGCAGUCUACCGCCAUGCUGAUGUCCAGUACUCUCCCUGGGUCAAACUCACUUUUGAAACGUUAUUUAUUUAUUAGCUUUAAUUUUAUUUUAAAUAAUUAUUUUGCAUACUAUUCUUAUAACUAAUGAAUUGUCCUCUUUGGAGUAUAGAUGGCAUAUAAUUUCCCUUUUUUUAAAUUUGAUUUUCAACCCUGGGGUACUUAGACAAACUGGUACAAGCUGUAAUCGUCUUUUUUGGUUUAUUUAUCUUAUCUAAAAGUCUAUUUUAACUGUGUAUUUGCCUUUUUAUGAGGGUCACAGGGGCUAUCUAAUGAAACACGUACACAUUCUUUAUUUCUGCAUUCUUCUGAUUUCAACGUUAACGUAUGGCUGACAGAACUGGAAAAUGCUAUCGCAGUUUCAAGGUUUUUACACGUUUUCUGUCCUGUGUAAUCACCCGAGGGGGCGUUUUUCUUUCCGCUUUGCAAGCGCCAUUUCCUUUUUCAUCGAUAUCAAUGAACUGAUGUCCCUAGUACUUUUUUUUUCCUUCUGCGAUCGUGCCAUGUAUUUGUACUGUCUUUAAAGAAUCUUUUGUAUAUGUAU
Messenger RNA from Monopterus albus (swamp eel), 3207 nucleotides. RefSeq names its product transcription factor Sox-9-A. The record is from RefSeq and is a predicted model, not a curated record. Bases 358 to 1833 code for a protein of 491 amino acids. The transcript has 3 exons. Gene Ontology annotation, molecular function: DNA-binding transcription factor activity, RNA polymerase II-specific; RNA polymerase II cis-regulatory region sequence-specific DNA binding. Gene Ontology annotation, biological process: positive regulation of chondrocyte differentiation; morphogenesis of an epithelium; negative regulation of transcription by RNA polymerase II. Gene Ontology annotation, cellular component: nucleus. NCBI's taxonomy places the organism in Eukaryota, Metazoa, Chordata, Actinopteri, Synbranchiformes, Synbranchidae.